Boeremia exigua is the source of this 2600-nucleotide messenger RNA. RefSeq names its product exo-beta 1,3 glucanase-like protein. NCBI's taxonomy places the organism in Eukaryota, Fungi, Ascomycota, Dothideomycetes, Pleosporales, Didymellaceae. The transcript is spliced from 5 exons. The coding region runs from base 88 to 2460 and encodes 790 amino acids. Gene Ontology annotation, molecular function: polygalacturonase activity. The record is from RefSeq and is a predicted model, not a curated record.
CUAAGCUUCUCUCACUUUGAGCGCGAUCUGCUACGAUCUGAUCUGACAGUCUGCACACUACCUCUGGUGUACGAGCUUUCUACAGUUAUGCAGGUCUUUUUAGUCGUGCUCUGCCUUUUGGCAACCGCUGCCCAAAGCGCGGUCCUAGCACCACUUCCCAGAGCUGCUGGAGCCUCGUCUACCGACUUCGAUGCCGUUGUUUUGGAUGAGCAACUCCAGCCACGAGCAGUUGCUGACGGCUACUGGCUAAAUGAUCUGUCUGGCAAGGGUAUUGCGCCUUUCAACCCGAAUCCGGCCGCAUAUAAGGUCUUCCGCAACGUGAAGGACUAUGGAGCCAGAGGUGACGGUGUCACUGACGACUCGGAUGCAAUCAACCGUGCGAUCAGUGACGGAAACCGCUGCGGUCCUUGGGUGUGCGACUCGUCAACUGACACACCUGCGGUUGUGUACAUUCCCUCUGGCACAUAUCUCAUUUCUAAACCUAUCAUCUUUUACUACAUGACUCAGCUUAUUGGUAACCCUCGCAACCUACCAGUGCUCAAGGCGGCGGCCAACCUAGAGGCUUUGGCUUUGAUCGAUGCAAGCCCUUACAACAACAACGAUGGCUCCCCGGGCUGGAUAUCUACCAAUUUAUUCAUGCGUCAAAUCCGAAACUUGAUCAUCGACGGUACCGCAAGAGCCCCAACUCAGGGUUUCCAAGCCAUCCAUUGGCCAGCUUCCCAGGCAACAACGAUCCAGAAUGUCAAGAUCCGCAUGACUCAAGCCUCAAACUCAGUGCACGCGGGUAUCUUUGUGGAGAACGGAUCGGGCGGCCACAUGGCCGAUCUCGACAUUGAGGGAGGUCUCUACGGUAUGAACAUCGGAAAUCAGCAAUUUACUAUGCGUAACGUCAAGAUAUCCAAGGCCGUGGUCGGUAUCUCCCAAAUCUGGAACUGGGGCUGGCUCUACUCAGGCUUGGCAAUCAGCGACUGCGGCACUGCGUUUUCCAUGAGCAACGGUGCACAGAGCAACAAGCUUGAGGUUGGCUCAGUAGUCAUCAUCGACAGUGAAAUCACUAACUGUCCAACUUUCGUUGAUCAAGCGUGGACGAGAAGCACAACUCCUAUUGGUGCCGGACAACUUGUUAUUCAGAACGUAAAGCUCAACAACGUGCCAGUCGCGGUAAAGGGACCUAGUGGUGCCACUAUCCUUGCAGGAGGAUCCAUCACGAUUGGUACCUGGGGCCAAGGUAACAGGUACACACCAAACGGACCAGAGAAAUUCCAAGGCCCCAUGACAACUGCAGCCAGACCUGCGGGACUUUUGGACAAUGGCAAGUUCUACUCAAAAUCAAAGCCUCAGUAUGAGACCUUGGCUACGAGCAGCUUCAUCAGUGCCCGUAGCUCCGGCGCAACAGGAAACGGCGUUACAGAUGACACCGUUGCCGUGCAGAGCGCUAUCAACCAGGCUAUAUCGCAGAACAAGGUCCUGUUCUUCGAACAUGGUGUUUACCGAGUGACCAACACACUCGAAUUUGCACCUGGUCUGCGCGCAGUUGGAGAGACCUUUUCGAUUAUUAUGGGUGCUGGCAGCAACUUUGCCGACCAAAACAACCCCAGGCCAGUGGUACGAAUUGGCAAGACCGGCGAAAGUGGAAGCAUCGAAUGGUCAGACAUGAUUGUGCAGACUCAAGGAGGUACCCCAGGAGCGAAACUGAUCGAGUACAAUCUGAGGACUGCUCGUGGCUCAGGUCUCUGGGAUGUCCACACGCGCGUCGGCGGAGCCAAGGGUACUGGGCAACAGCUUGCGCAGUGUCCCCUUGGCUCGGUCAACUCACAAUGCUUUGCCGCUCAUACAAACGUUCACGUCACCAGUUCUGCAACGGGAGCGUACUUUGAGAACAACUGGUUCUGGACAGCUGAUCACGACCUGGACGACUGGAACUCGACACGUAUCUCUAUCUACACCGGGAGAGGUCUUCUAGUAGAGGGACGAGGUACAUGGCUAUGGGCAAACGGCGUCGAGCACCACGCAGUGUACCAGUAUCAGUUCAGCAAAGCUACAGACGUCUUUGCCGGAUUCAUCCAGACUGAGACUCCAUACUACAUGCCAACACCAGACGCACUUAGCCAGCCCUACAAAAGACAGGCAGCCUACAACGAUCCAGUCUACACUGCUGGCCAACGCGCCUGGGGCCUCCGUGCCGUUGACUCGACCAACAUCCUUGUCUAUGGUGGAGGCCUUUAUUCCUUCUUCGUCAACGACGAUGUCUCCUGUAGCAGCCCUGAUGCGCCAAACGGUAGAAGGAUAUGUCAGCCUCGGGUUCUCAGCCUUGAAGGAGCAACAAGCUUCCAAGCGUUUGCUCUGAGCGAAGUCGCAAGCGAACAGAUGCUCACCAUCGAUGGUAGGGAUUACGCAGUUUGGUCUGACAACCUGAGCGUGUACCCAAACACGAUUGGCUACAUUAAGUACAAUAUCUAGCGAGACUCUUGGUGCGGUCGAUUUCAUUCUGUAAAUAGCAUUAUCGGCGGAUUUCACCUACCUGUGGAUAUCGUGCGGUUCUUUGCUGGAUAAGUCCCGGCGUGGACAUCACAGUCAUCUUAUGAAAGCCUGAUUAUUAU